GAAAAAAAAAUGUAAGAAGAACGCUGUACGGCUUCAUCAGGAAGACGCAAAAUUGUUCUUCAAUCGAUAUCCCGUUUUCUCAAUCGUUUAUUGAAUCUGAAAUCGUUCAAAUACAAGAUAAUGCUUUCGAUUUGAUCUUCAUACAACUUCAAGAGAAUCAUGGCCUUUUUAUGCCGGAUCAAACAAUCAAAGCUUAACAACAUUUCAAAUCAGUUUCGCCGAUGGUAUUUCCAAGUUCCUGGAGGUUUAGCUGAGAGAAAUAUACCUUCGGUUAUCAGGAUUCCAAGUAUUGUUGAUCAACGGAGGAUUCCACAUGAUUUCUUCUACAGUAAUGUGAGAUUCUUGUCGGCUCAGGUUAAGAAACCAAACAAUCAGGGAGCACCGACGAAGGAAAAAGAAGAAGAGAGUGAUGAACCUCGGUUGAAUGAGAAAAUUACUGCUGAGUUCAUUAGGCUUGUUAGUGAUGAAGGGCAUUAUGUAAUGCCUAAAAGAGAAGCCUUAGAGAAUGCUAGGAAGUUGAACCUAGACCUUGUUGAGGUUCAACGAAAUGGUAAACCACCUGUCUGCAAAAUUAUGGACUAUAACAGAGAGAAGUUUGCCAAACAGACGAAGGAUAAAGUGCGUGUGAAGGAGAACAAGACCAAAGAUACUCUGAAAACUGGGGCUUGCAAAGAAAUUCGAUUUCCUGUUAAAGCUGAACAAAAGGAUCUUCAGAUGAAAGCAGAUGCAGCUAAGAAAUUAAUGGAGAAAGGUUAUCGUGUGAAGUGUACGGUAGUUCUCGAUAACAAAAAGAAACAGAGUACGCCGUCGGGUAAAGAAGGUGACGAAUUCGGAGGCUAUAUCUUACGUGUCUCAAAUCUGAUCAGCGAGUUUUCAGUAAUUGAAAGUGUAUCAAAAGGAGAGAAAUCAGCCUAUCUUGUCGCCAGGCAUGUCAAAUUUGGCCAGUUAAAGAAAGCAAAGAAAAUUUCCAUAGAAGAUUUUGCAAAAUCAGAGUUGCCCGAGGAUGAUGAUGGCGAAUUGAAUGGCGUCUUUGAUGUUGAAGAGGACGAAAAGGUUCCUUCACGUAGUUCUGGUCCAAAAGAAGCAAUCCAAACAAGGCCGAAUCUUCAUGGCCAAAGAAUGCAAUCACAAUCUGGUUUGAAUCCUGGAUCUGGGAUGAGAACCGGGGCUAGUACACCUGCAAAUGACAUUUCUAAGCCAAAAUUACCGCAUCCGACUGGUGGUCCUGGUUCUUCUACAGGUACAAGUUAUGGAAUAUUUAGCCGCCCUUCUAAAGAUAAUGGCGAUUCAAGUGGUGGUGGUGGCAGACCUGCUGAAGAUAAUAGGUAUAAGAAAGGAAGCGGAUCUAGUUCAACUAGGGUUGGAGGAAACUCACCUAAUCAAGGUCCAAACGGUUCUUCUGGUGGGAAAUGGGGAAUCUUUAGCGGUGAAGGCUCGAACCCGAGCCCGAACCCAAAUGGGAAUUCGGGUAGCCGAACUAAUUAAUGUAGAGGUGAGCGACACAUUAAUAUAGGUUAACCUUUUUAUUGAUGACUCUAGAGUAUGUACAAUUGUUGUGUUCUUCGAUGUAAUGAUUCCACAUAUUUUUUAGUGGAAAUUUUGUUGAA
Molecule: messenger RNA, 1607 nt
Organism: Impatiens glandulifera
Lineage: Eukaryota; Viridiplantae; Streptophyta; Magnoliopsida; Ericales; Balsaminaceae
Product: translation initiation factor IF3-1, mitochondrial
Exons: 8
Coding region: 160-1485 (441 amino acids)
Biological process (GO): translational initiation; ribosome disassembly
Molecular function (GO): translation initiation factor activity; ribosome binding
Source: RefSeq, a predicted model, not a curated record